Exophiala mesophila is the source of this 1632-nucleotide messenger RNA. RefSeq lists its product as uncharacterized. NCBI's taxonomy places the organism in Eukaryota, Fungi, Ascomycota, Eurotiomycetes, Chaetothyriales, Herpotrichiellaceae. The transcript is spliced from 2 exons. Gene Ontology annotation, cellular component: RNA polymerase I complex. Gene Ontology annotation, biological process: RNA polymerase I preinitiation complex assembly; nucleolar large rRNA transcription by RNA polymerase I; transcription elongation by RNA polymerase I. Gene Ontology annotation, molecular function: DNA binding. The record is from RefSeq and is a predicted model, not a curated record. The coding region runs from base 111 to 1547 and encodes 478 amino acids.
UCAGACAGUGGCUUCCUGUCAGCACGAUAUUGGAAUUCUACAAAUAUUCUCGAUUGUCAGCAGAGCGUAUACCUUCCGGAAUUCUUCUAGUACAAUUUUCAAUCACAGCCAUGGGUGAAAAAAAGAGGAAAGCGGGCUCAGAAAAGAGCGACCGACCGUCCAAGAAAGCGCAGACUGAUCGAGUACGGGUAUCUCAUGUUGCCAGUCCAGAUAUUGCCAAACCAGUUAUUGCAUCCUCCCCUGGAGUGACUCUAUCCAAAGAGUUGGCCUUCCAAUCCUUCUCCAACCAGAAAUCCUCGAAUCUGCUCCUUCACUCCAGCACACACCCCACGAUUGACUACACGGCAACGGAAUCGAGUGUGACGGACGUGGGUGAGAAACAUAUGAAACACUACAUUGCCGUCUUCGACCCAGCAUCGAACAAACUCCAAGUCACUGAAGCCAAGCGAAUGACCAUCCGAAGCAGUGUCCGACAGGUCCCAUCCACCGCGGAUGACGGGGAUGAAGACGACGAGCAGCAACGAAGCCAACCAUCGUCACAAUACACGCGAGCCGCCCUCACUGAAGCCUUUGGCACGAAGAAAUCCAGAAAAGCCGUUGCUGCAGUAGCCGAGAAUCGGCUGUUAGCCCAGGGCGGAGGCGACAAGGCAGACGACCCAAUUUCCCGCGCCAUUCUAUCUUCCGUCGAUGAUAUCGACGACGGUCUCCUCAUUCACUCAAUCAACAGCGAAGAUGGCACAGCAUCAAGAGCCAACAAACCCCUCCCACAGGCCGACCUAUCUGCCACCGAGAUCAGUCAAGUCUACCCACUCCGAUCACUGGUCUUCCCCCACCCCGCCACCACAACCCUAUCCCAAAUGCCCACAGCAAGUUGGAAAAACCGUGUCGCAAACAAAAAGGAAGUCUCCACAAGAUCACGCUUCGUAUCGAGUCGCGUACAGGACGUCGUGCAACGACACCUCGCCGAGCCCGAAUCGCGCGAACAUUUACAAACCAUGCAACUCCUCCGCUACAUCUUGGUCCUCAUUGAGAUGCACACGUACACGACCCGUCUCCCUUCUCGCCGCCCUGUCCCUCCACCUGAGAAAUGGCCCGAACGAACCAUGAGCAAUGACACCACCCUAUCAACCGGAUUCCUCGCCGCCGUCGUGAGACAUUUCUUCCCCAUGUCCGCCGGUGGCUUACCGACCACACAUGCCAAAACGUUAUUGACCACAACGAUUCUCGCACUAACGCUCCAAAUCCCACCACCGAAAUUCCGUCCUGGAGCAGAAAUCCUGGUUGCCGAUCCUACUGAGAUUGCAUUGGACUUGGCUCUGCAGCCAAAGGAUGUGUCGAAGUUGUAUCGCGAGUUGGGAUGUAAGAUGGCACCGGUGAGUGAUGCGGAGUUGAGGAGUUGGGGGUGGGAUAAAUUGGCGGAUCGCAUUGGGAAGAAGGUGACUGGUGCGGAUGGAGAGGAAAUCACAAUUCCUCGUCCGAAAUGGCCGAAGUUGAAAUUUCCGAUUGAUUUUCCAAAGGUCAGUGCGGGGAGACCGAAGCAGAGAUGAAGGUGACGAGAUAUGAAAGAUAGAUAGACAAUGUAAUCGAAAAGGGCUGGACUGAGGAAUGACUUGAGCUAGUACACCACCCAAA